Amoebophrya sp. A25 is the source of this 2698-nucleotide messenger RNA. Lineage: Eukaryota; Dinophyceae; Syndiniales; Amoebophryaceae. The record is from the annotation of a GenBank genome assembly.
GGUUUGUAGUCGGCCGGACUUCUUCAUAAGUGAUGGCGCUGUCUGAUGGCGCGAAGCUGUCAGAACGCUCUCAGAAAAGCGCACCAGCGCGAGAUGACUUCGGAGCUGCGCUUGUGUUUUUGGCGCGGUUGCUUCUCCUCCUUCUCCUUAUGGGGGAGUUCGGUCUUGUUGUGCGAGGACUCGUGAAAUUUAGCUACGCUGACCUCGCGUAUUCGACCAAACCGCUGAGAUUGCUGCUCGCACUGUACUUCUUUGCAUACCGUUCAGUACUGGACUGUUAUCUUCUGGGAGUUUGGGCUUUUGGGGGCGCGUGUUUGUCCGAGGACGCAUUCGGCGCUCUUGUGUGCCUGCUCACUGUCACGGAUGUGUACACGGCGGUCGUCUUCGGAUCGCUGCAGCCGCGGAAAAGCAAGGCGCUUUGGACUUCUCAUGAUCGCUUUGCCGCACGAAUCAACGGGGCACGGACGUGGUUCGUACGUUCCCUUAUCUUGGUGUUUUUGGCGGAGGCGCUCUUCAACACAAUUUCCUUGUCGCGAUCAACAGAUGACCUGGAGGUGACCUCACCGAGCUUGAUGAAAAGUGAUGGUGAAACAGCCUCAUCUAGUGCGGCACAAGAAGAACAAAUCGGCAGUACUAGUACCGGGAGUGAUGCAAGAACCGGCUCCGAAGCAGAGAACUCCGCAGAGAAGACAAAAACAGCGACGUCAAGUCAUCUUCUCUCCCCGGGUGGGGGUGCCCGGCUGGCGUUGCUAGGUAGCCACUAUGUCCUUCAAGAGGUUGCGAAGGUGCGUCGCCGCUGUGACGUGUUACUCCGAGACGCCGCAUGGGUUCUGGUCGAGGCCCUUUACCAAGAGUCCCUUUCCACCACUACACGAGAUCGACUUGCUGGCAACACAGCUGGCAAUAGACGGUUGCCAAAACGCACAGGCAAGGCGUCUGCCGAAUUAGCGGAUAGGUCGACAUGGGUAUCGUCUUUCAGUGAAGGCGAAUCGGUCGCACUGCUGUCGACUUUUUUAGACCUGUUUCCACCGGAACUCGUCGAGCGAUGUAUGCAUUACGCAGAGCGGGGCAGGCGUUUGGCAAAUGAUGCGCUUGAGGCCUCCCAGGUCAGGACUUACCUAUUUGCGCCGCUGCAACCGCACCUGCAUCAACUGCACGAUAGCGCGGCACCGGUGCUCGGCUACGCAUCGGAGCUCCUCGCUGUGGCUCAGAGUGCAAGUAGCACCAUCUACGGGAUAGACGAGCCAGAGGGAAUCGCGGAGCUUCUCCAACCUCCUGUAGAACGCGUUCUGCGUACCUUGAUGGCAAAGAAAAUCUUCUGGUUCUUGCACUCGGCGCCGGACCCAGCUAGGGAUCUAUGGUUGCUUGACCAGCAUGACGAGCCGCAACAGAGUGGCGCGAGCAAGGAAACAAGUACGGAUGAAGUAGACGAGGCAGCUGAGGAUGCAGAUGAGGAUGACGAUGUGCGCGACGACGUGACAGACGCGGAUUCACGAGACGGCAAAAGCGGGACGAGUGAAACUGAUGACAGUACAGGCACGCCAACGGGCAGAAGAAAAAGUGCUGUUGUUGAUCAUGAUUAUGAUGAAGUCGGAGGCCCUAUCGAAGCGAAUCCCACGACGAAGGGAUCUGUAUCAGACUUGCUACAGGAGCCGGAGGAGCUCGCGGCGAAGUACGCCGAUCCGCAUGAAGCGUGGGUCGCGUCGCAGUUGGGUGAGGGUUGGAAGAGGGGAACCUCGUCGCUGAUCACGAUUCCAGUAAACGAGAACCUCGCCUUUCCAGUGGACCCCGACGAUCCCGACUACCAGGAACAAGAGCGCAUUCUGCGGCAGAAUCACGAGGAGCAAGAGGCUGAGCAACAGAAAUUGCAAGAAGAGGUGAACGCGCGACUUGUUAGUGAGCGACGGAGACGGCGGGAGCGUCGCGAAACCGCACGUAGGAAGCGACAUCCGCUUCACCGUUACAAUGUUGUGGUUCGCUCAGCGCUGGACGUGUUGCGAGAUUGGCUCCAUCGCUGCGAUUUCAAGGACCUAGAAGAAUAUCUGCGACACCACAUCGGCACAAACGUCGUUGUAUUCUAACUUCAUAGUUGGGAAGAUCAAAACUUCAAAUUUUGUGUUCCUGAUCUGUAGCUUGUAAUAGUGUUCGACUUCGAUGACACAUUCUUGACCAGGACGUGCUUACUUAGAUGGCCGGGAGUGAAAAUACAAUGCCAUCUCUCUACUUCGCAAGUAUCGUCCACAAAUGCUACACAGGGCUCAGAAAACUGGGACAAGUUUCUUCGAUGCGAAUCAUGCGCAGACCUUCGGCGGUCGUAUAGACGUGUGAGUUUAGACUUUCAUCCAGAUCGCUUUCAUGGUUCCUACUGCAGCGAUUUUCGCGCGGGAGCUUUCCGAGUCCUGCAGAAUUUAUUGGAGGAAAGAAAGAAGCGAAUGCAGUGCGACAUUAGAGAAAGUUAGAUAUUGACACACGCCUCUUUCCCUUUCCUAUGCGCAUAAUAUGCAUAUGACUCGGAUUUGGAGGUAUAUUUUUGAUUUCGUCUCUCUGACAACACAUCAUGAUGUGCGUGACGCGCUUCCUGCAAAAUUUCACUUCUGAGGAAAGUUGCUGGGUCGCUGUUGUCUUUUCGAAUGAAGAAAGAGGCAGGUGGUCCGAGAAAACGGCUUUUUUUUUGUCUGAAAAACAUUUUGAAAAUGGG